GUUGUAAUACAAAUCACAGAGUACACGAUUGAAUAUUAAUAUUAACAAGUAGAAAUAACAAAUUGAGGAGAUUUAUCAUCAUCUAAUAGUCAAUUAAAAAUGGUCAUUCAAGUUUAUAGAUAUAUAGUUUCGGCCAAAACUAAUCCUUCACUUCACGCUGUUGGAUGGAGAUGUAGACUUCAACUCGAAGAGAAAGAUCUUGGCUAUGAUAAUAUUUUAGUGAUUAAUGAUCCAUCAUCGAAUGAUCAAUUUAAUCAACACUCUCUCAAUCCAACCAUUAAUCCAAAGAAAGAAUUACCAGUCCUUGAAGAUGGUGGAGCUAUUAUUGUAGAAGAGGGUGCUAUUAUGCAAUACUUGGAAACAACAUAUGCCGAUCAAUUCAAUACUCUCAUGCCAGAUUUUGAGAAUGAUCGUGGAAAGUAUGCCGAAGUUCUUUCAUUGUAUCAUGAAGCUUUGAAUGCCUAUAAUUUCUCAAAGGACAUUAUUGAUGCUCUCAUCAAGGAUCAACAAGAUGUUAUAAAAUCAAAGGAAUUUAAGAUUCGUGUUCAACAGUGGAAGAAGAAGAUGCGUGAUGAAUUGAAACACUGGAAUGAGUACUUGAGUCAGAAAGAUUACUUGUGGCCAUUGGUUGGUGGUAAGAGAUUGAGUUUGGCUGAUUGUGCCUUCUAUCCAUUACUUGCAAUUUUGAUGAGGUAUGGAUUUGAUAUAAAGGGCUUUGAUAAUUUGCAGAAUUAUUAUCAACGAGUGACGAAGAGAGAUUCUGUAACCAAGUCAAAACCUUCAAAGUGGGACUCGGAUCUUAUUGAACAAUGGUUAGCAGAUAAAUAAUAAAUUAAUAUAUUAUUUUAUUUC
Naegleria gruberi is the source of this 852-nucleotide messenger RNA. Its product is annotated as glutathione S-transferase. NCBI's taxonomy places the organism in Eukaryota, Heterolobosea, Eutetramitea, Acrasida, Naegleriidae. The record is from RefSeq and is a predicted model, not a curated record. Bases 100 to 828 code for a protein of 242 amino acids. The transcript has a single exon.